AUGGCGGGACCGCCGACGCCCGCGCGACCGCUCGGGCGCGUCGCGCGCGGCGCGGCGACGGCGAGGGUGAAGAUCGACGCGUGGUUGGACUUUGCGUGCCCGUUUUCGGGACGGUUUUGGAGAAACUGCACGGCGGCGUGGGCGAGUUACGACGGGAAAGCGGACGUCGCGAUCGUCGUGUACAAUCAACCGCAACCGUGGCACGCGCAGAGCGCGCUGGCGCACGAGGUGUCGUUGGGGGUGGAACGACUGCGCGGCGAGGACGCGUUCGUCGCGUUUUGCGAGGCGGCGUUUAGCGAGAAAAACUGGGACAAGUUCACGGAUAAGUUCACGGAAAAGAUGACCAAGGGGGAGAUGUACGAUUUGUACGUCGACGUCGCGCGCGAGGCGAUGACGGGCGCGAUGGGCGCGGACGCCGCGGCGUCGACGGCGGGCGAAGUGCGAAAACUUUUGGAAUUGGACGCCGAGGCGUUGGCGCGCGGGGAGAAGAAUCCGGGCAACGCGAUGACGCAGCAGUUGAAGUUUUACGUCAAACUCGGACGGCAAACGGGCGUGCACGUGUCGCCGAGCGCGUACGUGAACGGACUGUUCGCGGAUACCUCGAGCGGGUGGAGCGAGAGCGAGUGGCACGCGUUUUUCGACGCCGCGCGUGGCAAGUGA
This is a messenger RNA of Ostreococcus lucimarinus CCE9901, 660 nucleotides long. RefSeq lists its product with no specific name. The record is from RefSeq and is a predicted model, not a curated record. Lineage: Eukaryota; Viridiplantae; Chlorophyta; Mamiellophyceae; Mamiellales; Bathycoccaceae. Bases 1 to 660 code for a protein of 219 amino acids. The transcript has a single exon.